This is a messenger RNA of Tremella mesenterica DSM 1558, 2561 nucleotides long. RefSeq lists its product as uncharacterized. The transcript has 5 exons. Lineage: Eukaryota; Fungi; Basidiomycota; Tremellomycetes; Tremellales; Tremellaceae. Bases 31 to 2541 code for a protein of 836 amino acids. The record is from RefSeq and is a predicted model, not a curated record. Gene Ontology annotation, biological process: spindle assembly; cytoplasmic microtubule organization; mitotic cell cycle. Gene Ontology annotation, molecular function: gamma-tubulin binding; microtubule minus-end binding. Gene Ontology annotation, cellular component: spindle pole; gamma-tubulin complex; equatorial microtubule organizing center.
GAACUAUACAUCUUGAAAACCAUCUUUGACAUGCUCGCAGAACUAUUCCUGGUCCUCUCUGGACAUCCAUCUUCCUUCUUCGUACCAUCACCUUCCCCACCUUCGUCACCUUUCACACUCGUCGUCGCUCCUUCCCUCUCACAAUACCUCCACCCCGGCGAGAUCUCCACUCUCAACUCUCUCGCUCAUCUAGCAUUCCAAUACUCCAAAAUCCAUCAAUGGGCAAAAACGACCCAACUUAUUGGAUUAGAAUCCAUUUUCAAUAUCUCCAUCAAAACCCACCCUACAUCCAAACACCUUCCUACCUCUCAAAUACCUGAUCAAUACCUAUCCACAUUAGCCGGUGGAAUACUUGAUUUCCUCAAAACGUACCAACAAUCUCUAGUGGAAAUAGAAGAUAAAAUACUUUCUUGUGAUACUUCAACAGUACAAGAUGAAUCAGGUUACGUACCACUUUCACUCAUUCAAGCUUCUUUAUCAAAAUGGUUCAACCCACUUUCCAACCUUUCUUCUUUGAUCGAUAAACUAUCACAACAUCCUCAUACACCUAGCGAAUUGAUAGAACUUAUAUAUACUUCGAGUCUCACUGGAAAUCCUCAAUUAGAAGAAAUAUACAAGAUUUUAUUCCAAGGAUUGAAACAUUUAUUCUUAACCCAUUUAACCGUUUUUCUAUUAUAUGGGAUAGCUCCAAGCGUAUCAACUUCUCAAUCACCUGUUGUAGCUUUGGAUAAAGGAUCAGAUCCUCUUUCACCACAAUAUCGUUUAUAUGUUCUUAAUGAAGAUGUCAUACCUCGUAAAAUUGGGAAAACAACUAGAGAAGGGAUUUUAUAUGUUGGGAGAGUCACUGCUACUUUGAAAAGAGAAGGAAAGAGUUUACCUAAAUUGGUUCUGGAUGAAUUGAGGGAUGAAAUUAUGAAUGUCUCGAAUUUGGAAGAAGGAGGAGGUUUGGAGAAAACUAUUGGGAAAGCAAGAUUGGAAGUUGGUGAAUGGUUAUGGAAACAUGUUUUGACCGGUAAUCAUGUCAUAGAUGCUUUACAAGCAUUCGGAGAUUACUUUCUCACCCGUAAUGGUCCAUUCACACAUAACCUCAUUCGUCAAAUCUCUCUACUACGUGUACGAAAAUUGAUCACUUCCAACCCACAUUCAUCAUCUUCCGUAAUUAAAGAUCAAGAUCUUUCACAUUGUUUAACGAAAGCGAGUAUAUCCACUUUGGCGGAAUACGAUAAAUUCUUAGAUAAACUUCAUUUACAUCUCCCACAAGGACCUAUACGUCCUCUCAUGUCCGUAAUACCUAUAUCAAAUUCUAUUCCUAAUCCAUACUUGUCCGAAAUACCCAUCAGAGAUCUCUUUUCUACCUUUCCACUAGGUUCUCCUCUCAUAUUAGAAACACGCGUUUCCUGGCCUUUAGAUUUAUUCCUUUCUCCAUCAUCUAUGAAUAAUUAUACCGAUAUACAUACGUAUCUUUUCGCUUUUCGUGAAACACAUAUGAAAGUAUUGGAAUGUUGGACUUUUCUUAGUUCUUCUCAACGUCAAAGAAGGAAAUGGACAGGUAGUACAGAAGGUGGUUCUCCUCUUGAAGCGAAAGAGAGACAACAGUUAGUUCGUUCGGCUUGGGGAGUUUUACGUAUCAUGUUAUUCUUUUUAGAUCAGAUGUUGGGUCAUUUCUUUGUGGAUAUUAUAGAUGUUCAACAUCGUCAAUUAUUGAGUCAAUUAGAAGGGAUCAAUUCUCAUAAAACAUCUUCAGAGACUGGAUCUUUACGUGGUUCAAUGACUCGACCACGUUCUCCUAUAGAUCGAAGAAAUACCCCCACGACAUCUUCACCUGAUCCAAUGGGAAGACCAGGUUCACCAGGAUCUUUUCAUACUCAAUGGGAAAGAGGAUCAACAUCUCGAGCUCCUCCUACGCCUGGAAAAUCUCAAACAGCUCAUCUUGACUUUCUCACUCUCAGACAAAUGCACUCGAGACAUCUGGCCUUUCUCCGAGAGGGGUUACUCAUUGCCGAUAGAACCUCUGCCGCGUUAAUCAGAGAUAUCUUGAUGAGCUGUAGAAGGUUCACAGCUUUGGUAGAUCGAUGGGGUGGGGAUGUCCUCCCUGAGCUUCUCGUGGAAGGUUCGGCGGAAGAAGUGACUAAGCUUUUGAAAGAACGUCAAAUGGCAGUGCAAGAAGUGGCCAAUACAUUGCGAGAUCAAUUGACGGAAUUUUUCAGAAUGUUAGUGGAAAGUCAAAACCCCUCCCUGGGUGAUACAUCGACAAGCGGGACGUCACGGACGAAUGCAAGUAAGAUCAACCUCACUCAUGCUUCUCGGAUCUUGUCGCGACAUACCAGUUUCAAGGGAGUUUCGAAGAACAAGACCGGUCCGACGACGGCGGGUAAAGAAGACACAGCAGAUGCUGAUUCAAACAUGAGUAGACAUAUAGAGCAAUUAUUACUUCGACUAGACUUCAAUGGCGUAUUGACAUCUUGGCUAGUCAAAGAAGAAAGGGGUGGUCAGACACAGAAUAUCUUAGCUGAAGGAGGUCUUUCCCCAGCCGUCCGAUGAUGCAUCAUCUUUGAUGUGAU